AUGUUCUCCCUCAGCCAAGGGGACCAUGGCUUCAUCUGGAAGAUGGUGCAUGAAGAGAUGUCGUUUGGAUCAUUUCCAUUCUUCGAGCUGAUGGACCUCAACACUUGGGAGAACAUGGCAAAUGGGACAAAUGUGGAAGAAUUCAUCCUUCUUGGCUUCCCAGGCAUGUGGCAUUUCCGAGUCUCCCUUGUGGUGGUAUUUGCACUGACUUACUCCCUGUCAGUAAGCGGCAAUGCAUCCAUCAUAGCCCUUGUGUGGAUGAACAGCAACCUCCAUACCCCAAUGUACUUCUUCCUCUGUAAUCUCUCCUUUCUGGAGAUCUGGUACACUACAGGUGUUGUUCCCAAAGCCAUAGGAGUCAUGCUGGGGACUAGCCAGACCAUUUCCUUCAGUGUCUGCAUCCUCCAGUUGUUCUUUCUUCUGUCCCUAGGCUCCACUGAGUGUUUUCUCCUGUCUGUCAUGGCCUAUGACCGCUACUUAGCCAUAUGCUACCCCUUGAGAUACAAAUCCCUCAUGAACAGUGUCCUCUCUGCUCGGCUGGCACUCAGUUCCUGGCUGGGAGGCUUUCUGGCCGUCUCCCUGCUGGCCUUUCUGACAUCCAGGCUGACAUUCUGUGGGCCACAUGUCAUCAAUCAUUUCCUCUGCGAUAUAGAUUCCUGCCUUGCCCUCUCCUGCAGUGACACAUGGUCUGUGGAGCUGGCAACCUUUCUUGUCUCCAUAAUUGUUGUGGUGGCCUCCUGUGUGCUCACCCUGGUCUCCUACAUAUACAUCAUCUCUUCCAUCUUGAGAAUCCAGACAGCCCAUGGCCGGAAAAAGGCCUUUUCCACUUGCUCUGCCCAUCUCAGCGUUGUCACAAUCUGGUAUGGCUCCACCAUGUUCCUGUAUGUCAAGCCAUCGGCCCAGAACUCCCUGGAUCUGAACAAACUUGUGAAUACCUUUAACACAGUUGUAACUCCUUUGUUGAACCCCUUCAUUUACACACUCAGGAACAAAGAAGUGAAGCAAGCCCUGAGGCGAGCUUUCCAGAAAAAGUGA
Molecule: messenger RNA, 1035 nt
Organism: Grus americana (Whooping crane)
Lineage: Eukaryota; Metazoa; Chordata; Aves; Gruiformes; Gruidae
Product: olfactory receptor 6F1-like
Exons: 2
Coding region: 1-1035 (344 amino acids)
Biological process (GO): G protein-coupled receptor signaling pathway
Cellular component (GO): membrane
Molecular function (GO): olfactory receptor activity; G protein-coupled receptor activity
Source: RefSeq, a predicted model, not a curated record